Molecule: messenger RNA, 1649 nt
Organism: Polyodon spathula (Mississippi paddlefish)
Lineage: Eukaryota; Metazoa; Chordata; Actinopteri; Acipenseriformes; Polyodontidae
Product: transmembrane protein 165-like
Exons: 6
Coding region: 163-1062 (299 amino acids)
Biological process (GO): Golgi calcium ion transport; calcium ion transmembrane transport; Golgi calcium ion homeostasis
Cellular component (GO): Golgi apparatus
Molecular function (GO): manganese ion transmembrane transporter activity; calcium ion transmembrane transporter activity
Source: RefSeq, a predicted model, not a curated record
GGAAGCAGCACGUUAGGAAGCGCAGGCAGUCCGGUUAGUUUUGAGCAGACAGAGGGGGUUAAACAGUAAUGGGUAUCUAGAGUAAAAUAUCGCUGUUCAUUCCUACUUUAUUGUAGCCAUUUUUUUUCUAAUUUUAGGACAGUAUUUUAAUUUUUUUUAAAAAUGUUUUAUAAAACUGUCAGGCAUGGAGGUAAUUUCGCCUUUGCCCUGCUGGUUAUCUUUUUGUUGUCGGCCAGAGUCGGCGGUAUUCAGGAAGACAAACCACAAGAGCAGCCUCAGCAUCUGCAACAAGAGAAGUUGCCUACCCAGCGUCUUCUAGGUCCUGCAGUGGGUGAGGAUGCUGCCACCAAAGGGAACCUGGGGUUUAUUCAUGCCUUUGUGGCUGCAAUAUCUGUUAUCAUCGUCUCCGAGCUGGGUGAUAAGACCUUCUUUAUUGCAGCUAUCAUGGCCAUGCGCUACAAUCGCUUGACUGUGCUGGCAGGAGCAAUGCUUGCACUAGGGGUGAUGACCUGUUUGUCAGUUCUGUUUGGGUAUGCCACCACUAUCAUCCCCAGAAUAUAUACCUACUACGUGUCAACAGCAUUGUUUGCCAUCUUUGGAAUCCGGAUGCUUCGAGAGGGGUAUAAAAUGAGUCCUGAUGAAGGACAGGAAGAGCUGGAGGAAGUUCAAGCAGAAAUUAAGAAAAAAGAUGAAGAACUCCAGAGAUCCAAGUUGGUAAACAGCAGCCCAGAUGUUGAAGCAGGGGCAGGAAACAAGGUGCCACAGAAGAGCUGGCACAAUAUCAUUUCUCCAAUCUUCGUUCAGGCGUUUACACUCACGUUCCUUGCAGAAUGGGGAGACCGGUCUCAGCUAACAACAAUUGUCCUGGCAGCAAGGGAGGAUCCAUUUGGAGUGGCAGUUGGUGGAACACUUGGGCAUUGCUUAUGUACAGGACUUGCAGUGAUUGGAGGAAGAAUGAUAGCACAGAAAAUAUCUGUCAGAACUGUUACGAUUAUAGGUGGCAUUGUGUUCUUGGCAUUUGCAUUCUCUGCACUUUUCAUCAAACCAGAUGCUGGAUUUUAAUCUUAAACCUUCAUCCCCAAUGUCUUGGGUGAAUACAGAAGACAGUUAGGUAAUUUUGUCUUGUAUAUAUGUACAAUUGUUCUACUCCGGAAACAGCAGGCUAUACAUCCUGUCAAAGGUCUGACUGUAUAGUACAGUUAUAGUUUCAAUGUGUUUUUUGUGAGUUUGCAACCCAUUCACUGAAUCAGUGUGCUAAUUGAGGAUAACAAAAAGUAGUAGCAAAAUAAAUUUAGCCACCAACAUUUUAAGUUUUAAACCCUGAGUACAGUAUAAUUUCCAGGUGUAUUCCUUCAAAGCAUUUUUUGUUUAAAAUAUUUAGACCAGUGUAAAGGAUUUUUGUUUUUCUCCCAACUUGAUUGUGUUUUCUUCUUUUUUUUUUUUUUUAAAUUAAGUACUGCAUGUCAGGGAAUUUUUACAUUGGUGGGUUGAAAACUUACAAGGUACAGUGACUACAUUGUCAAUAUUUGACAAACUGCAGCAAACUAAGAAAAUGAUUAUUGUAAUCCUGCAGAAAAGAUUGUACAGCCUGAUCCAUGUAAAUAAUGGUUAAAAGGCAAGUGUAUCACAAUAAAGUUGAUGUGUUUGAA